CUGUGCUCUGCUGGUUAAGCCUGAGAAGCGGGAUUGUUAUUAUCCAGCUCCAGCUGCCCUUGUGUCACCAAAUGACAGCGCCACCGGUAUGUUAGCUUAUGUUUUCACCCUUUGUCGGCCUUUAUAUUAGUCUUUUUGGCAUUUUUCUAAUGCAUAUGUGACGCAGCAAAAGCCAAAAAUGUGCUACAAUUUUAAAUUAGUUAUUUUAUCUAAUCUAAGUCAGCAUUCGUGUUAGCUAAACUGAGCCAUAGCGUGAUUACAGUUCUCCUCAGAGUAACGUUGUACAGUAAAGCUUCCAAAAGACGUUUUGGUCGAGCAACACCACUUCCGCCUGCAUCAUGAACGAGAGCGCUGACAAACUAAAGCGCAGUUUGUCGUUGUCCAAGACUAAGAAGAAAGGCAAUGUCAAAGCUGGGAUUUAUGCCAAUGCUGCUGCCACCACCACUCCAAUCACGUCGUUCUUCAGCAGCCAGCCUCCACCAAAGCUGGCCUGCCCCCUGUGUGGCCAGUUCGUACCAAGAUUCAAGAUCAAUGAGCACAUUGAUUUGCAAUGUCAGAACUUUGAGAGAGGAGACAGCACUGUCGCCUCAGCAAAUAAUAGUGUUGUUCCAAGCAUCCAGCUGUCACCCAGAAGGAAUCCCACAAAGUCCCCAGAGCUGGAUCCAAACAAGGCAGAGGAGGAGGAGGUCAAAGGGACCAAGACUAGUCCUUAUUUCAAAAAGAAUAACUUUAAGCAGGCACCUCGGGAAAUAAACACUGAAAGAGUGGUCAGGACUAUUGACCUAGGAAGUCUGUCUUCCAAGUUAUCCAGGAAGUGUCAUAAGGUGCCUGAGAAGAUAGAGACAAAAGACAAACGUGCAGCAACGUAUCCUGAAAAGGAGCUUUAUUCCGAGACACUCAGCAGCUCACAGAAAGAAAAUCUUCUGAUUCAGAGAUUAGAAGACAACAAAGAUUGUGUUGUCAUUGACCUUACAACAGCCAGCGCAGACCUUCCAACAGCAAAGGAAGAUCUGUCAUGUUCAGAUAAAGGACAUAAUCUGGGACACCACCCAUCUAAAUCUGAGACGGUCCAAAAACUGAUUACUCCAAAGCUGCGCUCUUCUUCCUCCAAACUAGCAAAAAGAAAAAAAGAAACAACUUCCACUGGUAGAGUGUGGGAUUUCAAAAAGAAAGCAAAAUAUGAAGGGAGCAGCAGAGAGCCAGAAAAGGUGUUGUCAAGAGAACAUGUACCAGAGACGACUGAUAUGGACAAGCCUAAAACUGAGGUACCGUCUUCUUCGACUUCUGCUACCUGUGACCUCCCCCUGAGUUCAGAGGACACCUGUGAGAAAAGUGAUGCAGCAGUCAAUAGUGUUGCACUGUCACAGUCUGGUGCUGAAAAUGCCAUUAGUGACCAGGCUGUUGAAGGCUCUCAUCCCCCACGGCUUCCCUACUACCUCCGUAACUUCCAGACCGUGCUACAGGCUGUCCUGGACAACGAGGACGACAGGGCCUUGUUCGAUACGCAUGAUAUGUCAGUUGUACAUGCAUUCGAGAAGCUCACAGUAAUGGGGCAGAAGCUGUACGUAAGACUCUUUCAGAGGAAACUCAAGUGGCUCCAAGUAAAUAAACUGGAUUAUGAAGAGAUCUGCAGUGAUCUGGGACCUGUUGCUCAGGAGCUGGUUCAGUGUGGUUUUCUGCUUUCAGAAAAUGACCUUCAGGAUGUAGAGGAGGCUCUGGAUCUCCUACCUGCUCCUGAACUCAAAGCUCUAGCCAAGACUUUCCAUCUGGGCAAUUCUGGGACACAGAAACAGCAGCUAGUGGACGGACUUCUCCGUCUCAGCAGGCAAAAGUCCCUCUUCUCUAUGACUUCUGCUCAAAACAACGUUGGGGCUGUCAUCCUCAAAAGGGCAAAGCAGCUCGCGGGUUCCUGUGUACGUCUGUGCCAAGGUCCUCGCGCGGUUUUCUCUCGCAUCCUUUUACUCUUCUCUCUGACGGACACCAUGGAUGAGGAGGAGAUGGCUGCUGGUGGGCAGAGCCAGCUCUUCACCAUCCUGCUGGUCAACUCAGGACGUCUGGCCUUCCCGGUCUAUGCAGUGCAACGUAAAGCCAAGGUGUUCCAGGACAGAGAGGAUCUUAUCAGAUACGAGGCAUCCAUGCGAGCCCUGCAAGAGGUAACCUCAGCUAUGCAGGGAGGUCAGUGGGAUGAGGCCAUGGAGCUUUACACUGCUGCCAAAAGUACCUGGCAGGAGCUGAGGGAAAGCCAAGACCUCAGUCACCAGGAGGAGCUGCCUGUUUUCUUACGCAGCUUCACUGCAGGAUGGGCUUACACUCGUAUCUUAUCCAGAGGGGUGGAGAUCUUGCAGAGGCUACGUCGCUAUGAGGAAGCAGCGGAGGAGCUGCAAUCCUUACUUUUGCAAUCCCUUUACUGUCCUGACAGCCGAGGGCGGUGGUGGGACCGACUGGCACUAAACCUUCACCAACACCUAAAAAAACCUGAACAAGCUAUUUGUGCUAUCAGAAAUGGACUGUCAGACCCUCUGGUGCGAACUGGACAUAAACUUGCUCUUUAUCAGAGAGCUGUUCGGAUGAAAGAGUCUGCCAGCUUCAAGAGGUAUCGCUUGCAACUAAAAGACCUGCCCACUGUUCAAGUCCAAGAUGUCAGACAUGUGACCAUCCGAGGACAGCUCUUUCCUCAUGAGGGGGGUAUGGGCAAAUCUGUGUUUCUUAUACCAGCAAAUGGAGAGGGGAACGAGAGUGCUAGUGCCACUAUAAUAGGCUCUGUGGAAGAGCUGUCUUUAGCACAUUACCAUCAACAAGGCUUUGACCAAGGGAUCCAUGGAGAGGGCUCAACAUUCUCAACAUUAUUUGCUCUUCUCCUGUGGGACAUCAUUUUCAUGGAGGGUAUUCCAGAUGUUUUCAGAAAUCCGUACCAGACAUGUCCACUGGAUCUUUACACUGACUGCUUCUAUGAGAACAGAAAAGAGGCAAUCGAUUCUCGUGUGCACUUACUUGCAGAGGCAUCUGUGGAGACACUGCAUGACAUGUUGGAAUCUGUUUGGAACUCCGAGGAGGGUAAAGUGUGUUCAUUGGUCAGCUGGGAGCGUUUCUCAUCCCUUCAGCAGGCACAGUCUCUUGUGUCAUGCCUGGGUGGAACCUUCUUAGGAGGGGUAAUAACACGAAUGUCAAAAGACUACAGACACUGUCGUGCAGGUCUGCCUGAUCUGGUUGUGUGGAAUACCUCCAACAACAGCUACAAGCUGGUGGAGGUGAAGGGGCCCAAUGACCGGCUGUCCCAGAAGCAACAGAUCUGGCUGGAUGAGCUUCAGAAACUGGGGGCUGAUGUGGAGGUGUGUCAUGUGGUGGCCACUGGAGCCAGAGGAGCUUGUCUGGAAUAAAAAGAUGCAGAAGAACUGACUGAAAUGACUUUGCUGCUAAUUAACCUAAACAUGAUCAAACAAGAAACAUCAGCAAAUAGAGUCUCCGAAAAGAAAAAGAUCUGGAUGCUUGUUCUGAUUCUGGUCACCUAUAACAGAUGUUGAUGUUUAUCUCCAGAAUUCAUUUUAUCUUCCAUAUGUCACAAAUUUAAUCCUAUGUGAGUAAAGGGAAAGUCAUGGCAAAACCUUGUGACAUAUGGCAUUAUCAUCAUUUUUUAGAUCAUCGCUGAGAACUGGCAGGAUCUGAAAUAGGUUGCUUACAGAUAAUCAGAGCUGAUGCAUGACAGGAUCCAACAACCAUGCCAAACUGAUGGUGUUUCCUUUUCUUUGGUAACACUAUAUUCUCAGGAUCACGGGUUGCCGAGCAACAAAAAAUCACAUCUAGUUGUCUGCUUGUGAAGUGUAUGACAGCUCUACGAGUUUGUUAUGCAAGUAAUUACUGUAAUAAUAAUGCCUAGAAAUAUGCAGUUGAGUAACAAGAAAGAAAUGAGAGCAAUAAUACAGUAAACAGACUGAAUUAAUGAAUAUUUUCAUUGUUGAUCCAAGUGUAUGAAAUGCCUAUUUCCUAGAUAAAAGCUGAUUGAUGUAACUUUCCAGAUAGUGACACAUUAAAAUACUUUGGCAUUA
Scatophagus argus is the source of this 4043-nucleotide messenger RNA. It is a transcript of the gene fan1, whose product is annotated as FANCD2 and FANCI associated nuclease 1. The coding region runs from base 339 to 3377 and encodes 1012 amino acids. Gene Ontology annotation, cellular component: nucleus. Gene Ontology annotation, molecular function: flap-structured DNA binding; 5'-flap endonuclease activity; 5'-3' exonuclease activity. NCBI's taxonomy places the organism in Eukaryota, Metazoa, Chordata, Actinopteri, Scatophagidae. Gene Ontology annotation, biological process: interstrand cross-link repair. The transcript has 13 exons. The record is from RefSeq and is a predicted model, not a curated record.